AUGACUGGCCUGGAGAUCCCCGAAACCGGGCUAUCUCUCCGUCCCGGAGAUCAGCCGGGUGACGCCGCCGCCAAACCAGCUCAGUUCAUGCGGCUGAACCUCGCCCAAAACACCCUCGAUGAACUCAUCUCAAGCCUCCAAUCCGAUGAUUCGACUGCCAAAGUCCGCCUGGGCAAACAUCCUACCCUCCACUACGACAACAAGACCCAAUCCUUCCAUGCCUAUCCCGAAACUCACCGCUCCGAGAUCUACCACACCUCCGAUGACAAGCAAAACCUCUACUUCACGGGUGUCCUCAGCCAUAGUUUGGAAGUCGAAAAGGCCAGGGAGGCCACCGCUGCCACCGAUCAGGCCCUGGCUAAUUUGGAGGAAAGUCUCAAUGCAUUUGAGCGAGGCAAGGCGUCCAAGUCAACGCACAUGAUUCAAAACCCCGAUGAAUUGAAGGCUCUCCGGGCGGCAAACUCGGGGAGUGUGGUGCACCGUGGCUCCAAGCCCAAAUCAGUCUUGGAAAAGGACCGAUUAAUCCGGAAUGCCAACAAUCGGUCUCUCACCUCGAGCCCGACCUUGGGCCCACCCCGGUCUCCUCUCCCCGGGAUGACCCCGACCUCUGCGCCGGCCUCGCAGGCCAAGAACAACGCCCGCCUCCAGGCUCUCAAGACCCCCUUGGUCCACCUCCUCGCAAUUCGUCCCGUGUCGACCAAGUUCCUCGCUCGUCAGACCCGAUCGACCAUUGAGGACUGCACCGUCCUCGUUCAGAAAUAUGGCACCGAGAAUCGCAUUGACCGCGAGAAGUACGAUUUGAAGGACAAAUUCUACAAGGAUCUGGACGUGUGGAAAUUCCCCUACCCGACCCAGGAUGACCGACAGGCUGCCAUUGACAAGGCGAUCUCUGCCUUUGAUCGCAUGCGUCUCUCUCGAACGGAUAAGCUGUGGCAGGGCUUGCUGCCAAAGGAGGAACGGGGCAAGGGGAAAUGUCUGUCCAAACUCAACCUCCAGAGCGGACUCCAGAGUGGACUGGCGGGCAAGAAGCCCUCCACACCCCGGAUGACCAUGGACGGUGCCGACGAUCGGAAGGAUGGUGACACCACUGGCAACGAGACGGAUCGACCGAAAGGUACCCCUGCUGUGGGUGCUAAAAAGUCGAGUACCCCUGCGGCAAGGGCACGAACGGAGAAGGAACCGGCGAAGGGACCUGCAAAGAACAAGAAUACAAACAGUACCUUGACCGGUCGAAUCACCAAAAAGACCGGCGGAAGACCUCCAGGAAAGGCUGCCACGGAGACCAAAUACAAAUCCGCUGAGUUCGUUCACGAUUCCGAUGAGUCGGACGACGAAAUGCCUGAUGCUUCACCACCUCCUGCGCCUGCACGAGCUCCAUCUCCACCUCCCGCCCCUACUCCGACCGACCGCCCGAAGCAAGCCAAGUCGACGACAGCUACCACAACCACGAAGAAGACCGCCCCAGUGAAGAAGUCGACACAGGUUUCGACCAAGCCUCGCCCAAAGGAGGACACCCCCGCAGCUCCCACACCCAAGGUCCCCAAGGCUGAGGUGCCCACUCCCAAACUCGAGCCUACCAAGACAGCGGCCAAACGACCUCCCUCUGCCCGACCCUCCACCUCCCCCCAGAAGCCCUCCCCCUCUCUCCUCUCGCCCAGCCACUCGUCAUCAUCCUCCCCGCUCAUCUCCCAACUUGGCCGGGCCAAGGCUAAGGGUGCAGUUUCUACCCUUUCGAACUCCACGCGGCCAGCCGGCACCAGCAAGGGAGGGUCUGCUUCGGUCAAUCCCUUGAAGCGCAAGGCAGAGCCCGAGCGACCGGUAGCCCCGACCCCCAUAGCCGCCCGCGCGACAAACGGCAACAAUGAUCUCAAGCGGCGCCGAGCGGUCAGUACCUCCAGUGGGGGUAGCACGGGCAGCGCAUCUCCACCCAUGAGCCAUAAAGUCGCGCAGCGGCGUCUGUGGGACAAGUCGCAGCGGUUCAAGAGGGCCUACGCCAAAUAUCACUCCUUGCAUGAAUCCCUAGCGGGCCAGGCCAACCCCCGACCGGAAUCGAUCACGAAACUGGAAGGCUGGCACGAGCAGCUGACGCAGAUGAAGAAUGAGAUCUGGGAGGAAGAUCGUAAACUCCGUGACGGCUCUUAUGCGUGA
Penicillium daleae is the source of this 2148-nucleotide messenger RNA. RefSeq lists its product as uncharacterized. Lineage: Eukaryota; Fungi; Ascomycota; Eurotiomycetes; Eurotiales; Aspergillaceae. The transcript has 2 exons. The coding region runs from base 1 to 2148 and encodes 715 amino acids. The record is from RefSeq and is a predicted model, not a curated record.